Molecule: messenger RNA, 1106 nt
Organism: Arabidopsis arenosa
Lineage: Eukaryota; Viridiplantae; Streptophyta; Magnoliopsida; Brassicales; Brassicaceae
Source: the annotation of a GenBank genome assembly
CUCUCAAAAAGUUCCCAUCUCUAUCAAACGACUUGCUAAAGAACUUCUCUUUCUUUCUCAUUUUAUCACACACUUGGGUUGUCUUCUGUUUUUACUCACCUGAAGAAAAAAUAUAUGGAGAACGGAGAAUCUAACCAAGAAAAUCUCAAAUCUCUCAACCACGACGAAUCAUCUAAGAAGCCCUCUGCUUCCUCCGUCGUUGUGGAUAGGUUAAAGCGUGAUGAAUGGAGCGAAGGAGCUGUUUCAAGUUUACUUGAAGCCUACGAGUCAAAAUGGGUUCUCAGGAACAGAGCCAAGCUCAAGGGUCAAGACUGGGAAGACGUGGCUAGACACGUGUCCUCGCGCGCCACUCAAACCAAGUCUCCGAAGACUCAAACACAGUGCAAGAACAAGAUCGAGUCCAUGAAGAAACGGUACCGUUCUGAGUCCGCUACUGCUGAUGGCUCCUCUUGGCCUCUUUACCCUCGUCUUCAUCAUCUCCUUCGUGGAACUCAACCUCAACCUCAGCCUCAGGCUGUUCUGCCUCUGAAUUGCUCUGUUCCUCUGCUUUUACUCGAGCCGCCGUCGCCUGCGGUGGCUCAUCCACCGCAGAUUUCUUACGGAUCCAACGGCGUCGGCAAGAUUCCUAAGGAAGAUGGAUUCAAGCCGGAGCAGAAACCGGAAAAAGCGACGGAGAUGGAUACAGACAGUAGUACGCCGGUGGUUAAAACGAAGGUGAGAGGGAAGAAAGUGAAGAGAAGAUAUAAAGAAGAGAAGGAAGAGAUCGCCGGGAGUAUACGGUGGUUAGCGGAGGUGGUGAUGAGAUCUGAGAGAGCAAGAAUGGAGACGAUGAAAGAGAUAGAGAGAAUGAGAGCUGAAGCUGAAGCUAAGAGAGGAGAAAUGGAUUUGAAACGAACGGAAAUAAUGGCGAAUACUCAGCUAGAGAUUGCUAGACUCUUUGCAGUUGCAGCUUCGUCUGGACAGAACAAAGGUGUUGAUUCUUCAUUAAGGAUCGGAAGAAAUUGAGUUCUGUUUUUUUUUUAUGGGAGACUCAAAAUGUUGUGUGUACAUACCAAGUGUUUUGUCAAAUCUUCUCAGAGAGAGACCAAUAAUUGUUUCCUGGGAUA